Chenopodium quinoa (quinoa) is the source of this 1818-nucleotide messenger RNA. RefSeq names its product phosphoserine aminotransferase, chloroplastic-like. Gene Ontology annotation, cellular component: cytoplasm; chloroplast stroma. Lineage: Eukaryota; Viridiplantae; Streptophyta; Magnoliopsida; Caryophyllales; Amaranthaceae. Bases 1 to 1500 code for a protein of 499 amino acids. The record is from RefSeq and is a predicted model, not a curated record. Gene Ontology annotation, molecular function: pyridoxal phosphate binding; O-phospho-L-serine:2-oxoglutarate transaminase activity. Gene Ontology annotation, biological process: L-serine biosynthetic process. The transcript has 2 exons.
AUGGAGUACCAUGUGGGGAUUACUUACUCUAAUUACUACGUACAAACUUUAACUUUUAACCCAAGCAAAGGUGGGCUUUACCCCAACACAAGCGCAGCCUCCCUUUUACCUACGCAUAAAGCCCAGACUUUCCCACACUUUUGCCUCCCACUUUCUCCCACCAACUCUCCUCUCUUUAUCUCUCCUCUUUCUCUCUGCAACACCUUCUAUACCAUAACAAUGGCAGCCACCUCCAACACACAAACAACCCUUUUCCUCAAAACCCCUUUCACCCCACUAAAAACCCAACAAACCCAUUUCCUCCCCUUCAAUUUCAAGAUCCGAGCCCCCAUUUCCAAAAUCACAUGCACCGCCGCAACAACCACCACACCCACCACCAAAUCCCCGGAAAACCACCGAUCCGAAGACCGCGUCUUCAACUUCGCCGCCGGCCCCGCCGUCCUCCCUGAAAAUGUCCUCCAAAAAGCGCAAAUAGAGCUCCUUAACUGGCGAGGUUCCGGCAUGAGUGUUAUGGAGAUGAGCCACCGUGGGAAGGAAUUCACCUCCAUUAUCGAAAAAGCAGAGUCAGAUCUACGUACCCUUUUGAAUAUUCCGUCUGAUUACACCGUUCUCUUUCUUCAAGGUGGUGCUUCUACCCAAUUCUCCGCCAUUCCUUUGAAUCUCUGCAACUCCGAUGAUGCUGUCGAUUACCUUGUUACUGGGUCUUGGGGAGGUAAAGCUGCUAAAGAGGCUGUCAAGUAUGCUAAAGCAUCCACCAUUUGGUCUGGGAAAUCUGAUAAUUAUACAAGAAUCCCUAAUUUUGAUGGGUCUGAGUUUGAGCAAAACUUGCACGCAAGGUAUUUGCAUAUUUGCGCCAAUGAAACUAUUUAUGGUGUUGAGUUUAAAAAUUACCCUGUUCCUGCUAAUCCAAAUGGGUUUUUGGUUGCUGAUAUGUCUUCUAAUUUUUGCUCUAAACCUGUUGAUGUAACCAAAUUUGGGCUCAUUUAUGCUGGUGCCCAGAAAAAUGUGGGUCCAUCUGGGGUUACAAUUGUUAUUGUUAGGAAUGAUUUGAUUGGAAAUGCUCAGAAAAUUACUCCAAUUAUGUUGGAUUAUAAGAUUCAUGCUGAUAAUAAGUCACUUUAUAAUACUCCCCCUUGUUAUGGGAUUUAUAUGUGUGGGUUGGUUUUUGAGGAUUUGUUGAACCAAGGUGGGUUAGUUGAGGUUGAGAAGAAGAACAAGGCUAAGGCACAGGUACUGUAUGAUGCAAUUGAUGAGAGCAAUGGGUUUUACAAGUGCCCAGUUGAGAAAUCAGUGAGGUCAUUGAUGAAUGUACCCUUUACUCUUGAAAAAUCGGAGCUCGAAGCCGAGUUUAUCAAGGAGGCUGCUAAGGAGAAGAUGGUGGCUCUUAAAGGUCAUAGGUCUGUUGGAGGGAUGAGAGCUUCUAUCUAUAAUGCUAUGCCUUUGGCUGGUGUUCAAAAGUUGGUUGCUUUUAUGAAGGAAUUCCAAGCUAAACAUGCUUAGAUUUUUUUUUGGAAUGGUUUGGUCUAAUUUUGGCACUUUCUUGCAGCAAAAUAUCUGAGUGUUUGUUUCUCUCAGUUUAUGUUUUUUUACCUGGUUUGUUAUGUUUAUUGCUUGUUACUUCAUAAUCAUGGAGUAUUUUAGUAGUAGUAGUAGCAAGUUUUGUUUUUGAGUAUUGUAUGGCCAAAUUACAAGAGCCUUUUAGUGGAUGAAUAAGUGUUUUACUGUUAUGCAGCUUAUUAGAUAAUAGGAGUAUCACAUUGUAUGCAGUCUAUGAAACUAUGCACAACUUAAUGAGAAUUAAUAUUACUAUUACUAUUA